UUCGCCGCGGCGGAAGUGGCCCUUGGCGGCGGGAGCGCUUCCGGGGCGGCGUGUCCGGCGCCGGGACGAGCCUCGGCGGCAGCGGCAUCAUGACGACGCUCCGCGCCUUCACCUGCGACGACCUUUUCCGCUUCAACAACAUCAACCUGGACCCGCUGACGGAGACCUACGGGAUCCCCUUCUACCUGCAGUACCUGGCCCACUGGCCCGAGUACUUCAUCGUGGCCGAGGCGCCCGGCGGGGAGCUGAUGGGUUACAUAAUGGGUAAAGCAGAAGGCUCUGUGGCUAGGGAAGAGUGGCAUGGACACGUUACUGCGCUCUCUGUUGCACCAGAAUUUCGACGGCUGGGUUUGGCUGCUAAACUGAUGGAACUACUGGAAGAAAUUUCAGAAAAAAAGGGUGGAUUUUUCGUUGAUCUCUUUGUGAGAGUAUCAAACCAGGUUGCGGUAAAUAUGUAUAAGCAACUAGGCUACAGCGUGUACCGGACAGUAUUAGAGUACUACUCUGCUAGCAGUGGAGAGCCAGAUGAAGAUGCUUAUGAUAUGAGAAAAGCCCUUUCCAGAGAUACAGAGAAGAAAUCAAUUAUACCUCUGCCUCAUCCUGUGAGACCAGAAGACAUUGAGUAAUUUGUUCUGCGCUCUGCUCCUCAUUUUUGCCGGCCUCCUCCUCUGCCCAGCAGCCCAUCGCUCCUGGAGCCAGCUGACCCACCGUCCAUUCCCUGACGGACCGACAAGCGUGGCCUCAGGAACCCCUGCCGAGGUGUCGCAGGGGCAGGGGGAGCGUCGGGGUCCCCGAGCCCCAAGUGCGUGACUGAAUAAAACACUCGCCAUCUCCUUUGUCCUCA
This is a messenger RNA of Chroicocephalus ridibundus (black-headed gull), 844 nucleotides long. It is a transcript of the gene NAA20, whose product is annotated as N-alpha-acetyltransferase 20, NatB catalytic subunit. The transcript is spliced from 7 exons. NCBI's taxonomy places the organism in Eukaryota, Metazoa, Chordata, Aves, Charadriiformes, Laridae. Gene Ontology annotation, cellular component: NatB complex. Bases 90 to 626 code for a protein of 178 amino acids. The record is from RefSeq and is a predicted model, not a curated record. Gene Ontology annotation, biological process: N-terminal peptidyl-methionine acetylation. Gene Ontology annotation, molecular function: protein-N-terminal amino-acid acetyltransferase activity.